Molecule: messenger RNA, 4911 nt
Organism: Fusarium poae
Lineage: Eukaryota; Fungi; Ascomycota; Sordariomycetes; Hypocreales; Nectriaceae
Exons: 4
Coding region: 1-4911 (1636 amino acids)
Source: RefSeq, a predicted model, not a curated record
AUGGUCAAAACGCGCAAAACCACCGCUUCUAAUCAAACACGAAAACAAAGGACUUCAUUGAAUCGCAAAUCAAAGAGAAAAAGAGACCAAGAUAGUGAGUCGGACGUUGAGCCGCCGUCUGCUCGUAAGCGCAGGAAAUCGGGCAUCCCCCAGCGUAGUUCACAGUCGCAUGCUCAAGUCGAGUAUCCAGACCAAGACAGCGAAGAGGCCGAAAAAGAAAGUUCAGGAGACUCAGACGAACAAGAAGACACUGUCUUAAAGGGAGGCUGGUAUCUUGUUCGCGCAGUCAUUGAUGAACGGUUUGAGAUUUCAGACGGCGAAACUAAACACGAGUACCUUGUCGAUUGGGUACCAAGCUCCCAAGAAACAUAUCAGCCAACCUGGGAACUGGCCGAAAACUUGAAUGCAGAGGCAUUGAGAGAUUGGGAAAAGAAAAAGGACAAGCGGGAGCGCCAGAAGCUACGACGUGAAGCCGAUCGCCAAAAUACAAGAAGCCGACGAGGGCUUCGGAGCCUCACACCUCGUACUGCUUCAGCUGAGCCAGCUGCGUUUAAUGUGAGACAACAGCUUGAGACUUUUGAUGCAUCACACCAAAACCGCUCUCGGUCCAACUCUAUUAACCAAGGCGUGCGAGCGAGAGACCGUCCCAGACUUGAGCAAGAGUCCGCGUUCUCAGAGGAACCAGUUCCAUCAAUCGUUUCAGCGUCAUCUUUUGAUGUCGAAUCUGUAAGGUCGCCUGAAUCUCCUGCUCGGCCUAUUCGAAAUUUUGCCAUUGUGUUGCGUAAACCCGACAAUUUUGACCCUUCUGAGUACCAAAGCGUUCACAGCGGCUCUCAAAAAAUCUCAGAUCUUGAAGACAAUGAUCAACGUCUAGCGUUCACAUCACAGCUGAGCCAAGACACUAUCCCUGAUUCUCAAGAUUUAUCUGGUCGUUGGGAUCCUAGAAACCUCGGGAGUCAAGCUGGUGUACAGGAACCAGACACCCCUGGAAUUCCUGCUGGUCAACUAUCAGUAGAUUUGGGUCAUCUAGAAAAAGGUGAUCAAGGGAGAGGCACUCGCAGUCCAGAAAUCCACAACCCUGUCCAAGCUAUAGCCGACCGGGAAACCGAAUUACCUCAAUCCAUCGAUCGUUCAGUAGAACUCGACGCAUCAUCCCCAGCACCUGGUCAAGAAGAGGCCUGUUUUGAGAACGGACAGUCAUACUACGUUAACGGAGGUGACAUUGGCGUUAACAACCACUCUGACGACGAAAAUCGGGAGAUCGAUGGUAACCAAGCCGAACAGGAUUUUGAAGUCGAUAGCAGUGAGAUAGGAGAUUCUAUUCGCAAUCAACUACUCGAAGACAACCAAAAAUUUCACCUCAACGAUACAGAUUACGAUCGACACCUUUCAGAAGAGAGCGAGUACAGUAUAAAUCAAAGUUUCGAUACUGCCAACUCUGGAGCUGCCCAAGAACCCUUGAGCAAUACAGACUCUUACAUCCCUUCAGAUCAACAGACUCAAGACAAUACCUUAACCAACGAGUUCUUAGGGAACGGACAGAGAGUGGCAGAACUUCGCGCCCCUGGAGCCAUUGAUAGCCCUCUUUCUAAUCAAGACGCGGACAGUGCCCCGAGGAUUGGUUUUGAGAGGAGUUCCUCAAGUCAUCGUGACUCUGUGGAUGAUCUGCAUAUCGACACUAGUCAGUCACAACAACCUGAUAUCGAUUUCUCUUCCCAGCCCUCCCCCCAGGGCCACUUCGGCACGCUCAGUUCCAAAGUUUCUCAUAGAUUAGGUUCCCCCCUAGAAGAAACUGCACAACUUGAACCACAACUGUCCUCAAGUAACGACAUCUCUCGCAUUAUUCCAGACUCGCAGUAUUCAAACUUAACUGCAGAGUUACAUCCCAAGGCGCCCCAGAGCCUGACGGCGUCGAACAGGGUCCAGAUCACCCCUUUUGCUUCUCAAGUCGAGCUUGUUCCAGACUCGGCAACAACUGAUUCAGAUAUCCCCUCUCAUCAACCAGAUCAGCCACGCCUACCUUCAUUGGGAAGGGGAGACACAUUUGACAGUUUCCCACCAACUGAUCAUCGUGCACCAGCAGCCCCAAUUCAAGAAUUUUCUAGCCUCAAUAACACCCAGAAUACACCAGUCUUUUUUACCCAGCCCCAAGGAAUACACGACUCUCCUGUUAUCUCGAGUUCUUUGCCAAGACUCGGAACUAACCAGGGUGUGCAGGCUUCAUUGGAUCCGGAUUCGUCUUCCAAAUCGACUGGCGUGCCCCGCAAGAUCCAACAUAGAGACAUCAACGAGCUGCAGGCAGCCCAGUCGCAGUCUCAGACCUAUAGUGCAUCUAAUCCACCUUCUGAGUUACCCGGACCACCUCUAGAAACUCGAAAAAUGGAGCGCUCAUAUUCUCAGCCACGGAGCCUAGCCGCCGAUGAGCUCAAAAGCUUUGUUGAUUUUGGUACUGAUUCAGUAUUGGGUCAAGGCGGUGAUGGGGAAAGCCUAGAUGCGACAUCUUACGGAAUCUCAAAUGAGCAAGAACCCAUACUCAGUGCCGGCACAGCUGGUCUGGAUAUUGCCGCCAGUUCUUCUGAAGCUAUCAUACAAUCGCAGCCAGUUUAUUCAGUCGACCCUUGGAAACCAGAGGCUUUAGGAACUACGCCAGAUGCCCCUGCGCCUUCAAUUUCGCCGGCAUCCAUUAUGGCAAACCCUCAUAGAUCAACAGCCGACAGUUUGAGAGAGAUGAUCGAUCGGGCGUACAGCAAUUCAAGGGAAUCCAUCGCCCGUUCUCUCUUGAGCCAGGAACCUCAUGAUAGAACGUCACCCAAUACUGUCUCUCCAGCAGCCAUUAGCAGGGUCAUUGACCCUCUAGAGACGACUCACACCUUAAACUUGACAAACAGAGGCACAAUACCCUCUGAGAUGGACAGCCCUGGUCCCUCGAUCACGAUGGGUCAGAUUCCUGACGAACAAGACUCUGAUAUCUCGUCUCAAUCGUCUCAACAAGAAGAUGGCCAUACGCAGCAUGUCAUCACUCUUCCGAUGCAGGCAAGUAAACGGCCGUAUUAUGGAGAGAUAAUAAAAGAUUACAAAGUCGAAAUCGAGGCUUUCAGCGCUUCGUUCACUGGCGAGUCUGGCGAACAGCCCAGCAAGUCUCUUGUGCAAAAGAUCCGAGAUCUUUUUGACAGGUUAUUCGACAUUUGCGAUUAUCCACCCAAUGUUGUAGGAACGGCGCUUGAGUCGGAGCCCAGCGCUGAUAUUGCCAAAUUCUGCUGUGAUUCCAAUCCGAAGUUCAGUUUCUUGUUUGAGCUAAUGACUGCUCUGGAUAAAAAGGAAAAGGAGAUUCUAAUCGUGGUUCGCAAUCGAGAACUCAUGCGGCUUGUCUUCGCCCUUACUGAAGUUGCGGAGAUUGAAUGCUCGGCUGAGGGCAUCAAUCGGCGCACAAACUUUCCGUCAGCUAUAAGGAUCACUCUUGCUCUAUGGAAUGAGGAUUUCAAUCCUUUCAAUUUUGACGUCGUUAUCGGAUUUGACUAUCGUUAUAUUCGUUCGGGGAUUGCUAUGCAAUUAGCAUCUGGGACAGGCCGGAAGUCACCGGUCGUACUUUUGAUGGUGACAACCUAUUCCGUUGAGCACGUCAGCUUGCACACUUUGAGCAAUGCGUCUGAGCUCGAGGAAACGAACGCAAUGCUUGCGUGCACCGUCCAUGCAGGGCAAUAUCUUAAAGACCCUGAACGUGGCUAUGGUGAACCGCAUGAAAUUGCUGAAAUAUUCGCGCGUUACCUGAAUGGCAUUACUGGUACAUUGAACUGGGAGCAUCAGGAAAUACCGGAAGAUGUCCUUGAUAUUUUCGAGGGCCCUAUGUCCCAAAACCAACUUCUUAUUGCAGUGGACGAGUUGCAUGGGAAUGGCCAUAAACGAAAGUUUAGCGACGGCGAGGCUGCUGAUGCCAAACGGACGCGGACACUUCCUCUUCGGGACCCGCCAGUUGGUUCCAACAACCCUCCUAUGCCUCUCGCAACACGGCGAUGGCUUGACGGUGCAUUGCUUCGAGGAGAGGCCAACGAUAGGGAGGCGACUACUUCUGUGCGCGUGGCAGUCCUAGACUCACUCAGGGAGCAGGCGGACGAGUACGAGCGCAAGGUUUUAUUAGCGAGCGAGGUCGAGACUGAACUGAAGAAACAAAUUAACCGUCUUGACAAGGAACUCAAGGACUAUCGAAAGACAGCAACUAAGAUUGGGCUGUCAAAUCGCGCCGCUAUCCAAGAUCGAACAGUCUUUGAGAAGGAAAAGUUCAAAGCCGAGGCGGACUUGCAAGCCGCAAAAGCAGCUAUGCAGAAAGAGGACGAGAAGUACAAGCAGAGGAUAGCCGAGCUCGAAUCUACGAUCAGUCGUCUAAGGGAGACACCCGGAGCUGCCGAAAGGGAAGACGCACUGGCUGCAGCGCAAAAAAAGAUACGGACCGCGGAAGACAAGCUGAAGAUCGCCUUGACAGAUGUAGAUUUCAUGAGAAGCCGGUAUCAGGAUGUCGAUUCUACAGCAGCCCGGUUGUCCAACGAGGUCAAUGCACUGAAGGUACAGAACGAAGAUCUGGAACGGAAAGCUUCAGCGAACCUGUUGGCUAUCCAUGCACAGCAGGCUUCUGGGGAGAGACAGGUUAUGCAGCAACAGAUUGCGAAUCUACAAGCGCAACUCCAGCAAAAGGACGCAGAACUGAUUGCAGCGCAUCAGAAACUUAGUAGUUUUGUGAAUGGGCGGAACACACGAGGAGGCAGCAUGCCUCGCAGCCCCCGCGUUCCAAGUGGAGUGAGUCCACGGCCCAGUCGGGCGUAUCCUGGUUCUGCUAGUAGAGGAACAAGUCCUUCCGGGCCUGGUACACAGUUCAUGAGCCAACAGGCUCAAAAUACCAGGUGGAAUCCUCUUCAGUGA